GGUGCUGCCGGGUCGGCGGGGAGGAGGGCCGGGCGCCGCCAUGGCGCUGCCGCCGCGCUGAGGUACCCCGCCAUGGCCGGGGCCAUCGCGUCCCGCAUGAGCUUCAGCUCGCUCAAGAGGAAGCAGCCCAAGACGUUCACCGUGCGCAUCGCCACCAUGGACGCCGAGAUGGAGUUCAGCUGCGAGGUGAAGUGGAAAGGGAAGGACCUGUUUGAUCUGGUGUGCAGGACACUCGGGCUCCGGGAAACCUGGUUCUUUGGGCUUCAGUACACUAUCAAGGAUACGGUGGCUUGGCUUAAAAUGGACAAGAAGGUUCUGGAUCACGAUGUUCCAACAGAGGAGCCCGUCACCUUUCACUUCCUGGCCAAAUUUUAUCCUGAGAAUGCAGAGGAGGAGCUGGUCCAGGAAAUCACACAACACUUGUUCUUCCUGCAGGUGAAGAAGCAGAUUUUGGAUGAGAAGAUCUACUGUCCUCCUGAAGCCUCUGUCCUGCUGGCCUCAUACGCUGUCCAAGCCAAGUAUGGCGAUUACGAUCCCAAUGUGCACAAGCGAGGCUUCCUGGCACAAGAGGAGCUGCUCCCAAAGCGGGUGAUAAACCUGUACCAGAUGACUCCGGAGAUGUGGGAGGAGAGGAUAACAGCCUGGUAUGCAGAGCACCGGGGCAGAGCGAGAGAUGAAGCUGAAAUGGAGUAUUUGAAGAUAGCUCAGGACUUGGAGAUGUAUGGAGUGAACUAUUUUGCUAUUAGGAACAAAAAGGGCACCGAGCUGCUCCUUGGAGUGGAUGCCUUGGGUCUUCACAUUUAUGACCCAGACAACAGGUUGACCCCUAAAAUCUCCUUCCCAUGGAACGAGAUCCGCAAUAUCUCAUACAGCGAUAAAGAGUUUACCAUUAAGCCAUUGGACAAAAAGAUUGAUGUUUUUAAAUUCAAUUCAUCAAAGCUGCGUGUGAAUAAGCUGAUUCUUCAGCUGUGCAUUGGAAACCACGACCUCUUCAUGAGGAGGAGGAAGGCAGACUCGUUGGAGGUCCAGCAGAUGAAAGCACAGGCCAGGGAGGAGAAAGCCAGGAAGCAGAUGGAACGGCAGCGCCUGGCCCGAGAGAAGCAAAUGAGGGAAGAGGCUGAAAGGAAAAGGGAUGAGCUGGAGAGACGGUUGAUGCAGUUAAAGGAAGAGGCAACAAUGGCCAAUGAGGCUCUGAUGAGGUCCGAAGAGACAGCAGACUUGCUGGCCGAGAAGGCGCAGAUCACGGAGGAGGAGGCCAAGCUCCUGGCUCAGAAGGCAGCCGAGGCUGAGCAGGAGAUGCAGCGGAUCAAAGCCACGGCCAUCCGGACGGAGGAGGAGAAGCGGCUGAUGGAGCAGAAGGUGCUGGAGGCAGAGAUGUUGGCACUGAAAAUGGCCGAGGAGUCGGAGAGGAGGGCGAAGGAGGCUGAUCAGCUGAAGCAGGAUCUUCAGGAGGCCCGUGAGUCUGAGCGGAGAGCGAAGCAGAAGCUGUUGGAGAUCACCAGCAAGUCAUCAUACACACAGUCUAUGAACUCAAGUACAACAGCACUGCCUACUGACCUGCCAAGCUUCAACCUCAUCAGUGAGAGCCUGUCUUUUGACUUCAAGGAUACUGACAUGAAGAGGCUUUCGAUGGAAAUAGAGAAAGAGAAGGUGGAGUACAUGGAGAAGAGCAAACACCUCCAGGAGCAGCUGAACGAGCUGAAGACUGAAAUUGAGGCACUGAAGCUAAAGGAGAGGGAGACAGCUCUGGAUAUAUUGCACAACGAGAACGCCAGCCGGGGCAACAGCAAGCACAACACUAUCAAAAAGCCUCAAGCCCAGGGCAGAAGACCUAUCUGCAUUUGAGACUUCCAACUCACCCUCCAGAGCACCAAGUCCCGCGUGGCCUUCUUCGAGGAGCUGUAGGGAGCGACCCGUGCUCCGCACCGCCGCUGCCACCGGCAAUUCCCUUGGGAUCGAGUGCCCAGCCGGGGCUGGGAGCCGGGCAUCACCCCCGGGGCACACCGACGGACAGGGGGCCCGCUGCCCGCGGACUCUGCGAUGCUCUCUGCCUUAGCAUCCCUCCAUCCAUCCCCCUCUUCUGCCCUUUCUUUCCAGCCUUUUCCUUACUUUCCCAGUGUAGUCCUUUGGCUCGGAGACACACA
Messenger RNA from Pezoporus occidentalis (night parrot), 2144 nucleotides. RefSeq names its product NF2, moesin-ezrin-radixin like (MERLIN) tumor suppressor (gene NF2). Gene Ontology annotation, biological process: regulation of organelle assembly; regulation of cell shape; negative regulation of cell population proliferation. NCBI's taxonomy places the organism in Eukaryota, Metazoa, Chordata, Aves, Psittaciformes, Psittacidae. Gene Ontology annotation, cellular component: plasma membrane; filopodium; adherens junction. The record is from RefSeq and is a predicted model, not a curated record. Gene Ontology annotation, molecular function: actin binding; integrin binding. The transcript is spliced from 17 exons. The coding region runs from base 73 to 1845 and encodes 590 amino acids.